UAUCAUUUUUAGUUGUUGCUUUGUUGCUUGUAGCUAUUUUGUUUUAUUAUAAAUUGAAUAAUAUUAUAAGAUCGGACAAUGGCUGAUGAAGAGUAUGAUGGUGAAGAUGCGGGAGCCGAUUAUGACGACAUUGCUGAGGAAGAUAAUAACAUUGAAGAGGUCGAAGAACAAGAGGAGGAUGGUUACAACGUGCAAUGCUUAGCGCCUGGACAAGCCGGUGGCGGAGUGGAGAAAUCAAAAAGAAUAACCACACGAUACAUGACAAAAUAUGAAAGAGCUAGAGUUCUAGGGACAAGAGCUUUGCAAAUAGCAAUGUGCGCACCUGUCAUGGUAGAAUUGGAGGGAGAGACUGACCCACUUCAGAUUGCAAUGAAGGAACUGAAGCAACGUAAAAUACCUAUCAUUAUUCGCAGGUAUCUUCCGGACCAUUCAUAUGAAGAUUGGAGUAUAGAUGAAUUAAUUAUUAUUGACCAUUAGUUUUAAAAUUAAGUGUUAUUUAUAAUAAGCUGAAAAAAAUCUGAAUGAUAAAUUUUUUUUUUCAUAAUAAAAUGCUAUCAUUGAAUUGUGACAUAAACCUCAUAUCACAUUAUUACAUUUAUUUACAUUUUUAAAAGUAAUCACUAAUUACUUUUAAUAAAUUCUAAUGUAAGUUAUAUAUAUGUCAAAAUGUAAAAUGAUA
This is a messenger RNA of Nymphalis io (European peacock), 679 nucleotides long. It is a transcript of the gene RpII18, whose product is annotated as DNA-directed RNA polymerases I, II, and III subunit RPABC2. Bases 79 to 477 code for a protein of 132 amino acids. Lineage: Eukaryota; Metazoa; Arthropoda; Insecta; Lepidoptera; Nymphalidae. Gene Ontology annotation, cellular component: RNA polymerase II, core complex; nucleus; RNA polymerase I complex. Gene Ontology annotation, molecular function: DNA binding; DNA-directed RNA polymerase activity. The transcript has 2 exons. Gene Ontology annotation, biological process: DNA-templated transcription. The record is from RefSeq and is a predicted model, not a curated record.